This is a messenger RNA of Prosopis cineraria, 1016 nucleotides long. RefSeq lists its product as uncharacterized. Bases 85 to 846 code for a protein of 253 amino acids. Gene Ontology annotation, molecular function: polysaccharide binding. Lineage: Eukaryota; Viridiplantae; Streptophyta; Magnoliopsida; Fabales; Fabaceae. The record is from RefSeq and is a predicted model, not a curated record. The transcript has a single exon.
UUUCAGAGGGCAAAGUCAAAACAGAGCAAAAACCGAAACUGAACAGCGAAGACAGAUGUAUGUGCUCCAAAGGUGGAUUUCAAAAUGGAAUCAAGUUGGGUUUCGAGACGAAGAAACUGGACCGAAGUGUUAGCUUCGAUCAUCGUUAUUAUCACUCUUAUUGAGUUCUUCCCCCAAAUCGACGCAGCUUGUUCUUCAUCGUGCGGUAAAAUCACCAACAUAUCGCAUCCAUUUCGCCUGCAAGGUGAUCCCAAACGUUGCGGAGACAAGAAUUAUGAGUUACAGUGUAUCUACGGCGGCGGCGGUUCCGGCGACAACGAUGUCCUCGUAUUGCCCAUUCUCUCCGGCGAAUUCUAUGUGCAGUCGAUCAACUACACAUUCUCCAGCAUCCGACUGGUUGAUACAAACUUCCAUGAUGAUCGCUCCAAUAAUUGCUCCUCCCUCCCUCGCUACGUCCUUCACGCCGGGAAUCUCAGUAGCUCCGGCAUCAUCUGGAGUCUCGGAUACCCUAAUUUUGAAGUGAUAUACAUAAAGUGUGAAAGAGAAAUAAGGGACAAUCCGUAUUACGUCAGCACCGAUCCAUGCUUGUCGGGUUCGCAUAUUUACGCAGUUCCGGGGAACAUAUCGUUCGCGGAGUUGGAGAUCGGCUGCCGCGCUGUCGCCGUCACGCCGUCGAAGAUUCCUUAUGAUGAGUUCCUUAAGCUGCCGUACGUUGACAUCCACCGGAAUUUGCAGGCCGUUGGAUUCGAGAUUCUGUGGGGUUAUAAAGUAAGUUACGUAUUUUUAAUUUUUAAUUCUAUGAAAUUCUUAAUUAUUUGGGAAAAUAUCACUUCAGGUUUAUUUUAAUUUUAGUCCUUAUAAUUUAUUUUUAUGAUUUUACAUCCUUUCGUUCUAAUUUAUAUUGAUGUUCGUCCUGUAUUUUGAAAAAUACUCAGGACUUUAAAAUGACCUAAACGGUAUUAAUUUUGCUAAGGUAGAGUUAACACAAUUAAAUUCAUUAGAUUUUUUUUAAUCAA